AUGGAUGUGGAAAUUCAACAUCGUAAUACUCUCAUUUCUUUUGGAGCUUUAUCGGGUGCAGGACUUAUUCUUGCUUUCAUAAGAACAUGGAAAUGGUUUUCAAGAUCUGGAAGAGAUAUAAUCGAUUUACCAACAAUCGGUAAAUUUAUCUUGUAUAUAUUUGGAAUAAUUGGUACUGUUCUUUUACUUGUUACAGCUGGUGUUUCAAUUUAUUGUCUUAUUGUUUUUAAACGUCAAUACGAUGAUAGUUUUCUAACAAAUAUAAGUGCAUUGGAAAAUUUAUUAAGAAUUUUUCUGAUUGUUGCAUUUAUAUUAAAAACAAUCGAUAUUAUUCAUUUAAUUAUACGACAAUCAACAAUAGAUAUAUUUUUUAUGGAUUGGGAAAGACCAAAAGCAGAUAAUCGUAAUAGUGUAUCAGUUUGGCGAACAUAUUUCGCAGCAAAUGAAUUAAAUGAAAUACAAACAUUUCGUCGUAUAAAUGUUUCAUUUCAACUUUUUCUUGUUUUACUUGUUCUUAAAGUGAUCAAUCUUGAAAAUAUUGCUUGUGCUCAAAUUGAGAUUAGUGUAUUUUCAACUAACGUUUGUAAUCGUGAAUAUGUUCUAAUUUUUCGUACUGCUAUUGGUUUUUUAACAUUACUUGGAACAGCUAUUAUUCAAUAUUUAGUUUAUACAAUUUUUUAUCAACGUUUUAUUGAAGAUAAAAUAAUUAAUUUUAUUGAUUUAUGUGCUGUAUCAAAUAUAAGUGUAUUUAUUCUUGAUGGAAAUUAUCAUGGAUAUUAUAUUCAUGGUCGAUCACCACAUGGUAUGACUGAUGUUAAUAUGAAAGAAAUACUUAGAAAUUUAUAUCGUGAAGAAAAUCGAAUGAGUGGUACAAGAGGUUUACAAAAUAAUUCCGAUGAACAAAUAUUUAUUGUGAAAAUUAAUAGACAAUUUCGAAGAAAAUAUGCAUCAUUAUUUCAAAAUUAUUAUAAUUUUAAUGGGCCACGAAAAAUGCGAGAAGAUUUUGAACGUUAUACAAAUAUACUUCUUCAAUCUUAUCAAGAUUUAAAUAUUUUUUUAUGUGGAUUUAUUGAUCAUUCAUUACCUUCACAUGAAUAUGUAAUUCGUAAUCGAUUUUUUCUUGAAAAAAUUCUUAAUUAUGAAUUUCGUGCUCCACCAAAAUCUAAUUUUGAAGGACAAAUAGAUAAUUUAUUAUUUGUUGAUAAUGAAAAAAAUUUUACAAAUAUAUUCUUUUAUGGUGAAGAAAGUACUUUAUUUAUUUGGAAUAUAAUUACAUUUCUCUUUAUUGAUAUUCUUGCUAGAAAUUAUGUGUUAGCAGCUAUUAUUACUUAUAUAGUCAAUUCAAUUUUUGUUGGCAUACGUGAUUCAUUUGGUCGAAAGAAUUUAUCUAAAAAAACAUUAAUUCCAAAGAACUUUUUGAUUUAA
This is a messenger RNA of Rotaria sordida, 1425 nucleotides long. The record is from the annotation of a GenBank genome assembly. NCBI's taxonomy places the organism in Eukaryota, Metazoa, Rotifera, Eurotatoria, Philodinida, Philodinidae.